Messenger RNA from Pimephales promelas (fathead minnow), 1257 nucleotides. It is a transcript of the gene prdx6, whose product is annotated as peroxiredoxin 6. Gene Ontology annotation, cellular component: cytosol; mitochondrion. Gene Ontology annotation, molecular function: peroxiredoxin activity. Lineage: Eukaryota; Metazoa; Chordata; Actinopteri; Cypriniformes; Leuciscidae. The record is from RefSeq and is a predicted model, not a curated record. Gene Ontology annotation, biological process: cellular oxidant detoxification; cell redox homeostasis.
UUCCUGCUACAUGAACCUCCAUUCCAUGGUUACAUGUGCGGACUACAGAGAGACCAGACUCGUUGAAAACAACAGUCAUGCCUGGAAUUCUGUUGGGAGACGUGUUACCUAACUUUGAUGCAGAGACUACAAUCGGCAAGAUAAAAUUUCAUGAAUUCUUGGGAAAUUCGUGGGGUAUCUUAUUCUCGCACCCACGCGACUUCACUCCAGUGUGUACGACUGAACUAGCCCGCGCUGCGAAGCUUCACGAUGAGUUUAAGAAACGAGACGUGAAGAUGAUCGCACUGUCCAUCGACAGCGUGGAGGACCACCUCAAAUGGAGUGAGGACAUUAUGUCAUUUAACCAAGACAAAGCCUGCUAUCCCAUGCCGUUCCCCAUCAUAGCGGAUGACAAGAGGGAGUUAUCUGUCUUACUGGGGAUGCUGGACCCUGAUGAGAGAGAUAAAGACGGGUUGCCCCUCACUGCCCGUUGUGUGUUUGUGGUUGGUCCUGAUAAGAGGCUGAAGCUGUCUAUCCUCUAUCCAGCCACCACGGGGCGCAAUUUCGAUGAGAUUCUCCGCGUUAUAGACUCCCUGCAGUUAACGGCAACAAAGAAGGUGGCCACACCUGUGGACUGGAAGCCUGGUCAAGAAGUCAUGGUCAUCCCUUCUCUCUCAGAUGAAGAUGCCAACAAGCAUUUCCCAGCUGGUUUUACCCUCAAAGAGGUGCCUUCUGGGAAAAAAUACAUUCGCUACACCAAACCAUAAUGGAUAAAUUAAGUUAAAACUGUAGAAAUGGCACUUAACCGACACCAUAUUGUAGUCCACUUGAUGUGAUGCGUUCUCCCGCUUGACUUCUCCCAUCACCUGCUAUUAAACAGACGAAUCAAGAAGUUAGUUCAUAAAGUGACACAUCAUUAGGUCAUUACAUACAAUAUAAUUGUUUCGUGCCUUAAUUUCAAUAAAACUGUUCCUUUUGUAAUUUACAAAGGUUGAGUGUUUGUUCAAUAAAUAAAAUUGAAUACUUGCUAUUUAAGUAGUUGUGUAGGACCAAUGGGAUUUCACCGUCUAUGGGCUUCACAGGGACCAAUCAAAUGUUUGUUUUCCGGAGUCGUGACUGGUUCGGACGGGAGGCGGUGUGAAAUGGAUGCAUUGCAAAUGUCUUUUAACCAUAGAUCAGGUUUCAUUAUAUAGUAAGGUGUAACGUGAGAGUUCAGUAGUAUGCUUGAGAAAAAUUCACAAAGAUGAGGAAACUAAAAGUGAACUUUGACUCCAUUGA